AUGGCAAAAGGUGAUAAGGAGCUAGAAAAACCAAUAGCAAAUAAUGAAUUACCUACUCCAGAGUGUCGUAGCACUGACAAUGAAGACUCAGAAUCGGCACAAGAGCAACCUUUGGAUAUUGGAGAGCAUUAUUUAGUGCGGCGUUCAGAUGAGUCAUGGCACCCGGCGGAGAUUAUACAGACGCGCUACAAUGCCGCGGAAUCUGUUUAUGAAUACUAUGUACAUUAUGUGGGAUACGAUCGAAGGCUCGACGAAUGGGUUUCCCGCCACCGGGUUAUGUCUGAUAGAUUUGACGUGUGUGAAAACUCAAAUAAUAACAUAAACUCCGAUCAUUUACUAACCGACAAAUCAGGACGAAAAAUAACGCGCAAUCAAAAACGUAAACAUGACGAGAUCAACCAUGUACAGAAAUCCUACGCGGAAAUGGACCCAACAACAGCGGCUUUAGAAAAAGAACAUGAGGCAAUUACCAAAGUAAAGUAUAUCGAUAGGAUACAAAUUGGCAAAUAUGAGAUAGACACCUGGUAUUUCAGUCCUUAUCCUGAUGAAUAUGGAAAACAAUCAAAAUUGUGGAUUUGUGAAUAUUGUUUGAAAUAUAUGCGGAUGGAAAAGACCUACAGGUACCAUCUAAGUGAAUGUACAGCAAGACAGCCACUAGGUAGCGAAAUAUAUCGGAAAGGUACAAUUGCUAUAUUUGAAGCCGAUGGAAAGGAACACAAAAUCUAUUGUCAAAACCUUUGUUUACUUGCUAAAUUGUUUUUAGAUCAUAAAACUCUUUAUUUUGAUAUAGAACAGUUUUUAUUUUACAUAUUAUGUGAAGUUGAUAAACACGGAGCUCAUCUUGUUGGCUAUUUUUCAAAGGAGAAAGACUCUCCUGAAGGUAACAAUGUUGCAUGUAUUUUGACACUUCCCCCUUAUCAGCGACAAGGCUAUGGUAAGCUGCUCAUUGCAUUUAGUUAUGAACUAUCAAGAUUAGAACAAGUUGUUGGUAGCCCCGAAAAGCCAUUGUCAGAUCUGGGAAAGCUGAGUUACAGAUCAUACUGGUCAUAUGUUCUUUUAGAAGUAUUAAGUGCGAGUCGAGGAACAUUAAGUAUCAAAGAUUUAAGUCUCAUGACUGGUAUUUCUCAAACAGAUAUUAUAUCAACCCUUCAAUCCAUGAAUAUGGUCAAGUAUUGGAAGGGACAACAUGUAAUUUGUGUUACGCCAAAGACAGUAGCAGAGCAGCUAGCUAGCUCUCAUUUUAAAAAGCCUCGCUUAUCUGUAGACCCUUCAGCUUUAAGGUGGACACCUCCAAAUAAGCAAGGGCAUUCUGCUAAAGCUAAAAAG
Molecule: messenger RNA, 1326 nt
Organism: Brenthis ino (lesser marbled fritillary)
Lineage: Eukaryota; Metazoa; Arthropoda; Insecta; Lepidoptera; Nymphalidae
Source: the annotation of a GenBank genome assembly